AUGAUUUCAGUUGAACGAGUAUCAAGAAAUAUGAAAGAACCUGAGAAGAUAGUUACAUCUAUGGUAUCUUCGCCAUCUAACGCUUCCACAUCAAAUCAAAAAACACAAGAACCUGAAGCAGGAAUAACGCAAAAAAGAUCACCAAAGGUAGGGGGAAGUCGUUCAGGUUCUAAAGAAGACCAUAUAUUAAGUAAAGAACGCGCAUAUAUACGGAAAACUAUUGGAGAUUGGCAGUUGGGAAAAACAUUAGGAUCAGGAAGUAUGGGGAAGGUUAAAGUUGUAACUCAUAUGACUACAAAUGAAAUUGCAGCGGUAAAAAUUAUUCCGCGGCCAUUUUCACAGGGAAUAUCAAUUACAUCUCAGAAUGUGGAUUAUGGAAAGGAGAUUCGUACGAUUCGUGAGAUUGCAAUAUCAAGUUUACUUCAACAUCCAUAUAUAUGUACGCUACGAGAUGUAAAAAUACAGCCGAAUCAUUAUUAUGUAUUUUUUGAAUAUAUUAAUGGAGGACAAAUGUUAGAUUAUAUUAUUUCUCAUGGAAAAUUAAAAGAAAAACAAGCACGAAAAUUUGCACGACAAAUUGGUUCAGCUUUGGAUUAUUGUCAUCGGAAUUCUAUUGUUCAUCGAGAUCUUAAGAUCGAAAAUAUUCUUAUAUCAAAAGAAGGGGAUAUUAAGAUGAUCGAUUUUGGAUUAUCGAAUUUAUAUUCACCACAUUCUCAACUCUCUACAUUUUGUGGAUCGCUUUAUUUUGCAGCACCAGAACUUUUAAAUGCUAAAGCGUAUACUGGUCCAGAAAUUGAUAUAUGGAGCUUUGGAGUGGUUCUUUAUGUUCUUGUUUGUGGAAAAGUUCCAUUUGAUGAUCAAAAUAUGCCGGCUCUUCAUGCGAAAAUCAAGCGUGGGCAUGUUGAAUACCCAUCUUGGCUUACUAUUGAAUGCAAACAGCUUCUAUCAAGAAUGCUUGUAACAAGUCCGAGUCAACGUGCUACUCUUUCAGAGAUUUUAAAUCAUCCAUGGAUGACACGAGGCUAUGAUUGUCCACCAAAUAAUUACCUUCCUCCACGAUUUCCAAUCACGUUUCCUUUGGAUAUGGAAAUUAUUCGUCGAAUGACAGGAUUCGAGUUUGGUAAUGAACAAACCAUUCUUGCAAAAUUAACAAAUAUUCUUGAAUCGGAAGGAUAUCGAAAACUUGUCAAAGCAUAUUAUAGCCAACCGCAGGAUACACAUGUUUUAUCCUUAUUAAUGGAUAAAAAGAAAAACUUUUUUGAUUUUUACAAACGCAAAAUCUCGAGUUCACCAUCCAGUUCAUCUUUCACGCCCGAUGUAAAUCAGCAUCCACCUAAGACUAAACCUAUUUAUAUUGACGCCUAUCAUCCAUUAAUUUCUAUUUAUUAUCUUGUCAAGGAGAAAAUAGAACGGGAAAAGAAAUGCAAUUAUCAAGAUUCUUAUAUUCAUGGAAAUGAUCAUUAUGAAACUUCGAAUUCUUGCACUCCAAUUAAUACGAAUUUAAGCCUAUUAGAUUAUAAAAAUUAUCAUAGCACGAUACCACCAAUAAGAAAACAAUCAUUUGCUCCACGAGCACGAGCAAGAACAUAUGACGAAAAAGAAGUAGCUAAAGCAAUUAAAAACAUUUCACCCAUAUCACCAAAUACUGUUGAUAAUCAUAGAUUGAUUAAAGAAUCAAAAGAAAAAAAUUUCAAGAUUUUUCGACGAUUUAGUUCUAAGAGAAUUAAAAAGCAUUUUUCAAGUCCUACAUCAAUUCUUCCUUCUUUGAUACCAGUAGAAUUAUUAACAUCACCUCCUAAAUCUUUAUCAAAUAAAUAUUCACAUGAUCUGGAAUUUUUACAAGAAACAGAUGCAAAAAUACAGUUAAACAAUCAUUUUUCAAAUGGGACUAAUUUAAAACGAUCCAUCUCAGUUAAUGAUAAUGCGUAUUUAUCCAAACAUAUAUCUCCUCCUCCACCUAUACAUAAUCCUUCUAUCUCAAAAAUCUAUUUAAAGGAUUUAAAAAAAAAUACCGCUAUGGAAAAUGGGAUACAACCUUCACCAAGAUCAUCAAAUAUUGCAUCCACUUUUAGUUUCAAAGGGAGUCGCACAAAAUCCCUAGGGCAUACAAACAGCGAAGUUUUACGAAAAGAAAAAAAAUGCCAAAGACAAUCUUCUGUUUUGGUUAAACGUAAUUCACCCACCACUCCAGUGAACUCAAAUAAAUAUAUUUCUAACCAUGCUUGUCAACCUUUAAAUUCUACUCAACCUUCACAUGAAGUAACAGUAAAAUCUGGAUUUUUAAAGGGAAUAUUUAGUGUUUCUACUACAACUUCAAAACCUCCACAUAUUAUUAAAAGUGAUUUGAUUCGUAUUCUAAAUUGUUUAAAUAUUUCAUUUCGCGAUAUCAAGGGCGGUGUUUUUUGUAUUUAUCAGCCAAGUAUUAAUCUAAAAGAUCUUAUAAAUAACACAGUAGAACCAAAUCAUCAUGUCUUUACUCCUAUAACACAUUUAAAAAGGUCUAUAUCUUUACAUAAAAUGAAUUUUGAAAAAAAAAAAACUGGAAUAGAUAUUCAUUCAUAUACUGUUGCAAGCGAAUCUGAUGAUUCUUUUGAUAAUGGAAAAAAUAAACAUACAAAUUUUACAAUACAAUUCGAAAUAUAUAUUGUUAAAGUACCUUUAUUUGCAUUACACGGUUUACAAUUUAAACGUGUAGGGGGAAAUGCCUGGCAAUAUCGUUCACUAGCAAGUCGAAUUAUAGCUGAAAUGAAAUUAUAA
This is a messenger RNA of Pneumocystis murina B123, 2757 nucleotides long. RefSeq lists its product as hypothetical. The coding region runs from base 1 to 2757 and encodes 918 amino acids. Gene Ontology annotation, biological process: protein phosphorylation; microtubule cytoskeleton organization; intracellular signal transduction. Gene Ontology annotation, molecular function: tau-protein kinase activity; ATP binding; protein serine/threonine kinase activity. Gene Ontology annotation, cellular component: cytoplasm. The transcript has 4 exons. The record is from RefSeq and is a predicted model, not a curated record. NCBI's taxonomy places the organism in Eukaryota, Fungi, Ascomycota, Pneumocystomycetes, Pneumocystales, Pneumocystaceae.